Aspergillus mulundensis is the source of this 1626-nucleotide messenger RNA. RefSeq names its product snoRNA-binding rRNA-processing protein UTP15. The coding region runs from base 1 to 1626 and encodes 541 amino acids. The transcript has a single exon. NCBI's taxonomy places the organism in Eukaryota, Fungi, Ascomycota, Eurotiomycetes, Eurotiales, Aspergillaceae. The record is from RefSeq and is a predicted model, not a curated record. Gene Ontology annotation, biological process: rRNA processing; positive regulation of transcription by RNA polymerase I. Gene Ontology annotation, cellular component: nucleolus. Gene Ontology annotation, molecular function: protein binding.
AUGGCGGCCCCCGUCCUCCCCCUGACGCAGGUCAAGCUGCCCGAGCUGCCCGCAUCGCCACUAAGCCCCGAGCAGCUCCACUGGAAGACCUUCAAAAAUCCUCUCCUCAUCCCAUCACCAGCCAACGGCCCCGUCAACUUCAUCACACAACCCUCUGCGCCCUCCUCCGCGACCGCGUUCCCCUCGCUCACACAGCCCCCCGAUGUCUUCACUGUUACAACCGGCGCCCGCGUCCAGAUCUACUCUAUCCGCACACGAAAACUGCUCCGAACGAUCACACGGUUCGACGACACCGCGCGCGGCACAGACGUCCGUCCUGAUGGCAGGAUUCUAGUGGCGGGUGAUGACACGGGUACGGUACAGGUGUUUGACGUGAGCUCGCGCGCGAUUCUGAAAACGUGGAAGGACCACAAGCAGCCGGUUUGGGUGACCAAGUUCUCACCUAGCGACCCGACGGCUGUUCUGUCGGCGAGCGACGACCGGACGGUGCGGCUGUGGGAUCUGCCUAGUGAAAGCAGUGUCAAGAGCUUUGUGGGACACUCCGACUAUGUGCGCACGGCAGCGUUCAUGCCGGGGUCGUUGGCUUCGUCCGGCUCUUUGCUUUCUGGUAGUUACGAUCGAACAGUGCGUCUUUGGGAUCCCCGUAUGGAAGGCCGAUCCGCCAUGACGUUCAAGAUGGGCGCGCCGCUGGAAACUGUCCUCCCUAUGCCGACCGGAACGACAGUGCUCGCCGCGGCGGACAACAAGAUUGCGGUGCUGGAUAUCGUCGCCGGGAAGCCCCUGCAUAUGAUCCAGAGCCAUCAGAAGACAGUCACAUCACUUUCCCUUGCGUCGGAUGGCCAGCGGUUACUUUCCGGUGCUCUGGAUGGCCAUCUCAAGAUCCACGAAACGACCGGCUGGAACGUCGUCGCUGGCUUCAAGUACCAGUCUCCUAUCCUUUCCCUCUGCGCAAUCACCUCCGGAGCCGCCCGCGAAGACAAGCACAUCGCCGUCGGUAUGCAAUCCGGUUUACUGUCCAUCAAGACCCGUCUCUCCGGGCAACAAAAGGCGCGCGAACGCGAGCGCAAGAAGGAAAUGGAAGCCCUGCUGGAAGGCAAGAUCGAAGAAUACGACAAGAAGAAGAACAAGGACAAGAAACGCCAGGGCUCCGCCUGGGCCCGGAGGUGGCGCGGUCUGGAUUUCGUCGGCGAAGGCGUGGACAUCAUCAUCGACGGAAACGAGGCGAAGAGGCGCAAGAAGGAGAAGGGGUGGGAGCUUGAUCUGCGCAAGGGUCGCUACGCUGCUGCGCUCGACACGGUCCUGUCAUCGGCUGACAGGAUUGCUCAACUCACGCUUUUCUCAGAGCUGCGGCAUCGCUCGGCGCUUCGUGCGGCGUUGCAGGGCCGUGACGAGGUUACGCUCCAGCCCGUGCUGCAGUGGGUGUACAAGAACAUUACGGAACCGAGACUGGUUAGGCUGAGCGUGGAGGUUGGGAUGAAUCUGCUCGACAUCUACUCCGGGAACCUGGGACAGUCCGAGCAGAUCGAUAAGAUGAUUGAGCGGCUGCAUUGGCGGGUCAGGGAUGAAGUGGACUAUGCGCACCAGGCAUUUGAGACGAAGGGGAUGCUGGAUAUGCUGCGUGCUUAG